AUGGCGACACAUUCCCAGCCGGUGGAGGAUAUCACCAAGACGGCGUCAAUCAAAACCGUUGACGACCCCAAUUUACAAGGAUAUGCAUCUGCUUCUGGGAUAGUUGAUGAAGUCACCAGGGUCAUUGACCACAAGGCCGAGCGGCGUUUAUGCCGUCGGUUCGACUUUCGUUUGCUCCCUGUUCUAGCGGUCAUGUACCUCUUCAAUGCCCUCGACAAAGGGAACCUGGGAAAUGCAGAGACGGCUGGGAUGGCAGAUGACCUUCACUUCAAACCGGGCCAGUACAAUCUUCUCUUGUCAAUCUUCUUUGUACCGUUUGUGAUAUUUGCACCGCCAUUCUCAAUGCUCGGCAAGAAGUUCAGUCCGGCUCGAGUGCUACCAAUCUUGAUGUUUUCCUUUGGAUGUUUUACCAUGCUAUCCUCAGCCGCACACAAUUUCGGUGGCCUAUUCGCUUUGCGUUGGUUCUUGGGCAUGUCCGAGGCAGCAUUCUUCCCAUUGGUUAUCUACUACUUGACCACUUUCUAUCGGCGUGGUGAGCUCGCUCGUCGCCUGGCUAUCUUCUACGCUGCCUCCAACAUCGCCAACGCCUUCUCCGGCUUGAUUGCAUUUGGAGUGUUUCAGAUCAAAGGGUCGAGUAUCCCAAAUUGGCGCUAUCUCUUUAUCAUCGAGGGUGCUGUCACCGUGGUUUUCGCCAGUUUCGCCUUCUUCUAUCUACCCAAGAGUGCUGCCGAGGCCAAGUUUCUUUCUGAAGAGGAGAAAGCGUUGGCUUUCCAUCGUAUCCAGGUCGACUCGAGUGCUGUGGUCAACGAGAAAUUCAACCUACGCGAUGCUCUGGUGAUUUUCAAGCAUCCCACAACCUAUGUCUUCCUGUGCAUUGAAAUCUGUCUGGGCGUGCCGCUGCAAGGUGUCGCCCUCUUCAUGCCACAGAUUGUCGCGCGCUUGGGCUACCCGACCGUCAAAACAAACCUCUAUACAGUGGCUCCUAACGUGACCGGUGCGGUCAUGCUGCUCGUCUUGGCCUUCCUCUCUGAUUGGACUCGACUGCGAUCGCCGUUCAUCGUACUCGGUUUCUUAUUCACUUUUACCGGAUUCAUGAUCUAUGCAUCCAUUGACGACGUCCAUAGUCAGUUGCAAUUGGCCUACUUUGCCACCUUUAUGAUGACCUGGGGUACAUCAGCCCCGUCCGUUAUGCUGAGUACAUGGUAUAACAACAACAUCGCGCACGAAGGCCGCCGUGUGCUGUUAACGAGUAUUGGUGUCCCACUGGCCAAUCUGAUGGGCCUGGUGAGCAGUAAUGUCUUCCGAGAGCAAGAUGCGCCCAAGUAUAUGCCCGCGCUGAUUACGGUGUCGGCAUUCGGAGCAACAGGUGCCUGUCUGGCAGGCUUGCUGGCCUUGUAUAUGUGGUUGGAUAAUAAGCGGCGCGACCGGCGCGAUGGAGUGACUAUUCGAGCGCGAGAUAUUCCCACGGAGCGAAUGCGAGAUGGUCCGUCAUCACCUGAGUUCCGCUGGUUUUUGUAA
Penicillium odoratum is the source of this 1518-nucleotide messenger RNA. RefSeq names its product putative MFS transporter. Gene Ontology annotation, molecular function: transmembrane transporter activity. Lineage: Eukaryota; Fungi; Ascomycota; Eurotiomycetes; Eurotiales; Aspergillaceae. Bases 1 to 1518 code for a protein of 505 amino acids. Gene Ontology annotation, biological process: transmembrane transport. Gene Ontology annotation, cellular component: membrane. The transcript is spliced from 3 exons. The record is from RefSeq and is a predicted model, not a curated record.